Messenger RNA from Triticum dicoccoides, 1465 nucleotides. Its product is annotated as tRNA 2'-phosphotransferase 1-like. The coding region runs from base 367 to 1227 and encodes 286 amino acids. The record is from RefSeq and is a predicted model, not a curated record. The transcript has 8 exons. Gene Ontology annotation, molecular function: tRNA 2'-phosphotransferase activity. Lineage: Eukaryota; Viridiplantae; Streptophyta; Magnoliopsida; Poales; Poaceae. Gene Ontology annotation, biological process: tRNA splicing, via endonucleolytic cleavage and ligation.
AAAAAAGGAGCGUCUCUCGCAUCGCAUCUCAUCUUCCCGACCCUCUCGCUCCGCCGCCGCCACCGCCCCCCGACCCUCGCCGACACGACGCUCCUCCGCCGCGCGCGCCCUCCUCCUGCGCCUCCCACGCGGUCCCGUCGGAUGCUCCCCUCCGCCGCCCCGCUGCCCCUCCGCCGAGCGUGCCAGACUCCUCCACCGCCGCCGCCGCCGCCUCGUUCUUCUUCCAGGCCCGGGAGGAGCCCGUGAGGUUACCGUAGCGCAAGCCCAGGCAGCAACCCGGCUGAGCUCACCCGUCUUCACCAGCAGGGGUCGUCCGGCCGCCACCGCGCGUCGCCGGUCGUGUCACCACCGCCGCUUCUGCUGCUUAUGAGAGCCCUCACUGCCGCCACAAUCUCCUCCCUGAUACGCGCCCUCCUCCUCCUCCACCCCUCCUUCCCCUCAACCUUCCGCCUCCCUCCCACCAUGAACCCCUCCUCCUCCUCUGGCUACCGCUCCAAUGCUGCCGCCUUUGCCUCCACGCACCAGCCGCGUGGCGGCCGUGGCGGUGGCAGGCGGCCGGGUGGACGUGGCGGCGGCGGCGGUGGCGACGGCGGAAACCGCAUCGACGCCCUCGGCCGCCUCCUGACGAGGGUCUUGCGGCACAUGGCGCCGGAGCUGAGGCUGAACAUGAGGAGCGAUGGCUAUGUGCGGGUCCGCGACCUGCUCCGCCUCAACCUGGAGACCUUCGCCAAGGUUCCGCUCAACUCCCACACGGUGGAUGAAAUCAGGGAGGCGGUCAGGCGAGACAACAAGCAGAGAUUUGGUCUGUUGGAGGAGGAUGGCGAGCUGCUGAUUCGAGCUAACCAGGGGCACACUGUGACAACUGUUACAUCAGAGAGCUUGUUGAAACCAAUUCUAUCGGCUGAUGAAGUCUCAGUCUGUGUCCAUGGAACUUACAGGAAAAAUGUUGAUUCAAUACUGAAAUAUGGGCUUAAACGUAUGGCAAGGCUACAUGUACAUUUCUCAAGUGGUUUACCAUCGGAUGGGGGAGUUAUUAGUGGUAUGCGGAGUGGCGCAAACAUAUUGAUAUAUUUGAAUGUCAGAAAGGCACUGCAAGACGGGAUGAAGCUAUACAUCUCAGACAACAAGGUGAUACUGACGGAGGGCUUCGACGGCGUCGUCCCCGUCAAGUACUUCGAGAAGAUCGAAACUUGGCCAGGACGUGCACCGAUACCGUUCCAGAGGUAGAAGAUUCUCCUUGCGAAAAAGGAAAUCAACCGCGUUGUAAUAUCUGAAAGGGCCGUGGUUUCAUCAUGUAACCCUGGUAUAUGAGAGGGGGCAUCAUUCUGCUGCUGCUGUGGACCUUGUACUGGUUGUGGGAAACCUGCGUAUGGUGAUGAUGACCGGAUUUUAUGGGGUAGCAAAUUUUGUUUAUGAUGUGUGGAUCUGCGAAGUUUCAUCCAAAAAUACAUAAAAUUUGCAUGCA